UGCGCGCUCUGGAGCCGCGGGCGGUCGAGAGCUGUAGGCGUGAAAAAAAAGACUCCCGAGUCCCGAGGUCCACGCUUGGGCAGACGAUCGGGGCAGCGGGGACACCUUCUACUGUAGUACCCCGGGAGUUUCCCCACAGUGCACACCAAGAAUUGUGACGUAAAAUGGUGCUCGACGCGUCCAGGUCGCGUCAAACAUGCCAAGACGUCCUUUUUGACGCCCCGUGAGUGCCCUUACCACCGUCAGCAACCCAAAGAUAUGGAUCUUGUACAGGAAGCCUCUGCGGAUGAGCUCCGCGCCAUUGUCUUCGCGCUAUGUAAGGACGCGUCGAUCGAGAAGAAGUUUGCAGCCCACUUCAAGCAACUCAGAGCUGCCGAGGCAAAUGCUGCGAAGACUGGCGAGAAGAGGAAGGCCUCGGACCAAUUCUUCAUAUGCGUCCGCUGCGGGGAGACCUUUAGCGAGGAAUCCAACAGUUCCAAGGCUUGCACCUAUCACCACGGGGAGCUGGAGCUAGGUGACGAUGACGACGACUUUUGGGCCGACCACGACGAGAGAUGCCAUGGAACGAUAGACACCAAGGAAAUGCGGGAGGAGUACCCAGAAGGCUUCACCUGGGACUGCUGUGACCAGGUGGGCACAGCUCCUGGAUGCACCAAGGGUCAUCACUAUGCCAUCGAGGGCAAGAGGAUGAAGACCACAACGGAUGCGGAUUCUGUAUCGGACGAUCUGGAAGGUGAUGAGUAGGACGGGCCUGUUCGUGAAGAGCAACUGUCAUGUCGCUGGCGAAUGUUUGAUGUGCAAUAUGCCAUUCCCGUUGAUGAGUACUUGAGACUUGGAAACAUGCUGGCAGACCACUUUGAUUGACCCCAGUUGAAUGUAGGAAGCACUAAUCACUAACUAAAGCGUAUCAGAAGCCCGUUGUUAUCUGCGAGCACACAGCCGAGAUGGAGAGUAGACCAGCCACGGCCUCCAGCUAUCCACAAUACCUC
Molecule: messenger RNA, 989 nt
Organism: Diaporthe batatas
Lineage: Eukaryota; Fungi; Ascomycota; Sordariomycetes; Diaporthales; Diaporthaceae
Exons: 2
Coding region: 259-744 (161 amino acids)
Source: RefSeq, a predicted model, not a curated record